Messenger RNA from Hyla sarda, 1522 nucleotides. It is a transcript of the gene MAT1A, whose product is annotated as methionine adenosyltransferase 1A. The coding region runs from base 54 to 1241 and encodes 395 amino acids. Gene Ontology annotation, cellular component: cytosol. Gene Ontology annotation, molecular function: ATP binding; methionine adenosyltransferase activity. The transcript is spliced from 10 exons. The record is from RefSeq and is a predicted model, not a curated record. Lineage: Eukaryota; Metazoa; Chordata; Amphibia; Anura; Hylidae. Gene Ontology annotation, biological process: S-adenosylmethionine biosynthetic process.
GGGAUCUUCGCUGGAGCCUGCAGGAUCCUGAUCAGACAUCUUAAAGCCAGACCAUGAAUGGACCAGUAGAUGGUUUAGGUGACCACCACAUGGAAGAUGUUGGAGCUUUUAUGUUCACUUCUGAGUCUGUGGGAGAAGGACAUCCAGACAAGAUCUGUGAUCAGAUAAGUGAUGCUGUGCUAGAUGCCCAUUUAAAGCAAGAUCCUGAUGCUAAGGUCGCAUGUGAAACAGUAUGCAAAACUGGUAUGGUUCUGCUUUGUGGAGAAAUAACAUCUAGAGCAGUUGUGGAUUAUCAGAAGGUGGUUCGUGACACCAUCAAAUACAUCGGUUAUGAUGAUUCUGAAAAAGGUUUUGACUAUAAAACCUGCAAUGUUCUUGUAGCUCUAGAACAGCAAUCUCCUGAUAUCGCACAGGGUGUUCACUUAGACCGAAAAGAGGAAGAUGUUGGAGCUGGUGAUCAGGGGCUGAUGUUUGGCUAUGCCACCGAUGAGACAGAAGAGUGCAUGCCACUGACUAUUGUGCUAGCACACAGACUUAAUGCAAAACUAGCAGAAUUAAGGCGCAGUGGUGAGCUUCCUUGGCUUAGGCCAGAUUCCAAAACUCAGGUUACAGUCAAGUACAUCCAGAAGAAUGGUGUCAUCCCAGUACGGGUUCAUACUAUCGUAAUAUCGGUGCAGCACGAUGAAACCAUUUCUUUGAGUGACAUGCAGGAAUCCUUAAAGAAUAAAGUUAUAAAAGCUGUAGUUCCUGCCAAGUACCUGGAUGAGAAGACUAUUUACCAUUUACAGCCAAGUGGCCGUUUUGUCAUUGGUGGCCCUCAGGGUGAUGCUGGUGUCACAGGCCGUAAGAUUAUUGUAGAUACGUAUGGAGGAUGGGGUGCCCAUGGUGGAGGAGCUUUUUCAGGAAAAGACUAUACAAAAGUAGAUCGUUCCGCUGCCUAUGCUGCCCGCUGGGUUGCUAAAUCUUUGGUGCAUGCCAAGCUCUGCCAUCGUGUAUUGGUUCAGGUGUCUUAUGCUAUUGGUGUGGCCUACCCAUUAUCAGUUUCCCUCUUUACUUAUGGGACCUCAGAAAAAACUGAGAAGGAGCUGUUGGACAUAGUCAAUAAAAACUUUGAUCUGAGACCUGGAGUUAUUGUCAGGGAUCUUGAUUUGAAGAAGCCAAUAUACCAGAAGACUGCAUGUUAUGGCCAUUUUGGUAGAGAUGAAUUUCCUUGGGAAGUCCCAAAGGAAUUGGUGUUUUAAACAGAGAUGGAAGAACUGAUGCUAUUUAGUAGGAAAUAUGACAACAUUCUCCUUCAGGAACCCUACCUUUCUAUCACUUAACAUUAAUGAUGGCAUUGAUGAAAUAUCAUUAGGCAAUGGCAGUGAAAGGAUUUUUUGGAAGUGAAAAGUAUCAAGCAAAACUCAAGCACAUAUUCUCCAUGUUAAUUCAUACUCUGCUGUAGCUUUUUUUUCUAUCAUCUUCUAAUGCUUCUCAUAGCAUAGAUAAUAUGUCUUCAACAUUUUUUUUGCUCUUGACUUAG